AUGGGUUCUAAUGGUGGAGACGAUCGUCUUAAACAAGCAUAUGAUGUAUUAUCAAAGAAAAACAAUAAUCGUCCAUUGAGUUUACAAGACUGCGCUUUAGUGAUACGUUCGGCAGGUUAUAGUCCAUCGAAUACGGAAUUAAAGCGUCAGAUUGAUACAAAAUUAGGUACAACAUAUGCUCAUCAAACAUUUGAUUUAAAACAAAUACAAGAAAUAUGUAAUGGAUUAAAAAAACGUUCAGAAAAAGAUGUUCAUGAUUCGUUAAGAUGUUUUGAUUAUGAACGAAAUGGUUUUAUAUCAGCACAAGAGUUAAAAUAUUUUCUAAGUACAAGAGGUGAGAAACUAAGCGAAGAAGAAAUUGAUGGCAUGUUAAGAGAAAUGGAUAUUGAUGGUCAGGGAAUGAUAUCUAUUGAACAAUGUUUGUCUGUGUUAUUCGUUGGUGAUUAUACAGAUUAA
Messenger RNA from Didymodactylos carnosus, 456 nucleotides. NCBI's taxonomy places the organism in Eukaryota, Metazoa, Rotifera, Eurotatoria, Philodinida, Philodinidae. The record is from the annotation of a GenBank genome assembly.